Colius striatus (speckled mousebird) is the source of this 2272-nucleotide messenger RNA. Its product is annotated as cyclin-dependent kinase 5 activator 1-like. The coding region runs from base 39 to 1004 and encodes 321 amino acids. Gene Ontology annotation, biological process: brain development; activation of protein kinase activity; positive regulation of cyclin-dependent protein serine/threonine kinase activity. Gene Ontology annotation, molecular function: cyclin-dependent protein serine/threonine kinase activator activity; protein kinase binding. The record is from RefSeq and is a predicted model, not a curated record. Gene Ontology annotation, cellular component: cytoplasm; protein kinase 5 complex. Lineage: Eukaryota; Metazoa; Chordata; Aves; Coliiformes; Coliidae. The transcript is spliced from 2 exons.
CCGGGGCGGGCGGCGGGGCCCGCCGGGCGGCCGGCGCCAUGGGCACGGUGCUGUCGCUGUCGCCGAGCUACCGGAAGGCCCCGCUGUUCGAGGAGGGGGCGGCCACGGUGGGGCACUACACGGCGGUGCAGAACAGCAAGAACGCCAAGGAGAAGGGCCUGAAGCGGCACUCGCUCAUCUCGGUGCUGCCCUGGAAGCGCAUCGCCGCCGUCUCCGCCAAGAAGAAGAGCUCCAAGAAGGUGCAGCCCAACGGCGGCUACCAGAGCAACGUGACCCACCUCAACAACGAGAACCUGAAGAAGUCCCUGUCGUGCGCCAACCUCGCCACCUUCGCCCCGCCGCCGCCCGCCGCCGCCGCCGCCGCCCUCGCCUCGGCGCAGAAGGUGCCGCCGGCCGCGCCCGCCGCCGCCGCCGCGACCCCGCGCCGGGUGGUGGUGCAGGCGUCCACCAGCGAGCUGCUGCGCUGCCUCGGCGAGUUCCUGUGCCGCCGCUGCUACCGCCUCAAGCACCUCUCGCCCACCGACCCCGUGCUCUGGCUGCGCUCCGUGGACCGCUCGCUGCUGCUGCAGGGCUGGCAGGACCAGGGCUUCAUCACGCCCGCCAACGUGGUCUUCCUCUACAUGCUGUGCCGGGACGUCAUCUCGGCCGAGGUGGCCACCGACCACGAACUGCAGGCAGUGCUGCUCACCUGCCUGUACCUGUCCUACUCCUACAUGGGCAACGAGAUCUCCUACCCGCUCAAGCCCUUCCUGGUGGAGAGCUGUAAGGAGGCCUUCUGGGACCGCUGCCUCUCCAUCAUCGACCUCAUGAGCCCCAAGAUGCUGCAGGUCAACGCCGACCCGCACUACUUCACGCAGGUCUUCGCCGACCUCAAGAAGGAGAGCGGCUCCGAGGAGAAGGGGCGGCUGCUCAUCGGCCUCGACCGUGGUAUGGCGCAUGCAAACAGGAGCAUUUUGUGUCUUCAGAGCAAAAAACACGGAAAAAGGCAAAAAAAACCACGUUAAAAAACAAAACUGGAGGAGAAAAAAAAAACCUGAAUGAGAGAGAUGGCUGGGAAAAAAAUGUGACAGCCAGAGCUGGCUGGAAAAAUGGCACCCAGGGAUGAUGGCUGGGAGAUAACUGCACCCAGGGAUGAUGGCUGGGAGAUGACAGCACCCAGGGAUGAUGGCUGGGAGAUAACAGCAUCCAGGGAUGAUGGCUGGGAGAUGACAGCACCCAGGGAUGAUGGCUGGGAGAUGACAGCACCCAGGGAUGAUGGCUGGGAGAUAACUGCACCCAGGGAUGAUGGCUGGGAGAUAACUGCACCCAGGGAUGAUGGCUGGGAGAUGACAGCACCCAGGGAUGAUGGCUGGGAGAUAACAGCAUCCAGGGAUGAUGGCUGGGAGAUAACUGCACCCAGGGAUGAUGGCUGGGAGAUGACAGCACCCAGGGAUGAUGGCUGGGAGAUAACUGCACCCAGGGAUGAUGGCUGGGAGAUAACUGCACCCAGGGAUGAUGGCUGGGAGAUGACAGCACCCAGGGAUGAUGGCUGGGAGAUAACUGCACCCAGGGAUGAUGGCUGGGAGAUGACAGCACCCAGGGAUGAUGGCUGGGAGAUACCAGCACCCAGGGAUGAUGGCUGUAUAAAAAUGACACCCAGAGCUGGCUGGAAAGUGAUACCCAGAGAGGAUGGCUGGAAAAUAACGACAACCAGAGAUGGCUGUAGGACUGCCACCCAGCUGCCUGUAGGAUUGCCACCCAGCUGCCUGUAGGAUUGCCACCCAGCUGCCUGUAGGAUGCCCCGUGCCCAGGAUGCGCCGGCAGCGCGGUGCCGCAGCGCUGAGCCCGGCAGGCCCAGGCACCUCCUGCUGCUUCUGGCUUUUAACCAUUCUCGAUUUUUUCCUCUGUGUGUGUGUUUUUUCUUUCCCCCUCCGUGUGCACAGCUGUGGCUGGGUUCAGGCCCGUGGGGCGUUUCAGAGGGAGGGAUGCUGUGGCCGCUGCCCGUGGGACCCCGCUGACACCGUUGUCUGUACAGACCUUUUUCUUUUCCUCUCUCAUUUUUUUUAGUGCAAUCUCUUCUGUAGCUCUUUGUUGACCAAAUUGGUGGGUGUUGUUACUGGAUUAAUUUAUACUCGUCUCACUGUGUGUGUGUGGUGUGUUUGUAGGUGUGUGUGGUGGAUAACCCGGCGCCUGUGUCGUGGGGCUCCGUGUGCCUGCCAUCUACCCCCCACCCCUUCUUUUUAUUUAUUUUUGUACUGUGCUGAUGAAAUAAAACUGCACUGACCAUCCAUUA